Messenger RNA from Phytophthora sojae, 501 nucleotides. RefSeq lists its product as hypothetical. Bases 1 to 501 code for a protein of 166 amino acids. Lineage: Eukaryota; Oomycota; Peronosporomycetes; Peronosporales; Peronosporaceae. The record is from RefSeq and is a predicted model, not a curated record. The transcript has a single exon.
AUGCGCUUCAGUACCUUCCUGCUCGUGGUGGCUUUCACCCUCGCAGCAUGCUGCCAGGGGUUCACCAACGCUGAUGACGCCUCCCGUAAGAACCUCGUGGUCGACGGGCAUGCCCCAGCUCUCCGGAAGCUCGAAAACACUGCAGCAAUCGAUCCGGCGGGUGAAGCGCGCGAGGUUCCAGGUAUCGCCAAGCUGAAGGCGCUUAUGGCGGAGGUUCCUUUCCUCAACAAAAUCAAGGCGAUGGUAGGCAAGGGCGCCGACAUUAAAGCGGUGAAGGCUGCUGCCGAGAAGAGCCCCGAGGUGAAGAAUAUCAAGGCUGCGACGGGGGGCGCCCCUAUCAAGCUUGACGCGAAAGAUGCCGCCAAGGUCGUGAAGGAGGUCAAGAAGCAGCGCCACCCUUCAAUCUCCGUCACGCUCUCUGUGCUGAAAAUGCUGGCUGUGGUGGGAGCCAUCUCGUUGACUGUAGGCUUUCUCGUCUACAUCAAGGAGAACUGGUUUUAG